Molecule: messenger RNA, 14529 nt
Organism: Tribolium madens (black flour beetle)
Lineage: Eukaryota; Metazoa; Arthropoda; Insecta; Coleoptera; Tenebrionidae
Exons: 34
Coding region: 68-14467 (4799 amino acids)
Biological process (GO): fatty acid biosynthetic process
Molecular function (GO): phosphopantetheine binding; oxidoreductase activity, acting on paired donors, with oxidation of a pair of donors resulting in the reduction of molecular oxygen to two molecules of water; fatty acid synthase activity
Source: RefSeq, a predicted model, not a curated record
CUGACCCUGAACCUGAUGACUAUAAAAGCUAUAUAAAGGAAAAUCGCUGCAAUUGGUCGGUUUAAUAAUGAAUCGGUACGACUUCGAGUACGGAAAGUGGCUUUCGAGUCCACCCCCCGACGAGCAAAUUGUGAUUUCAGGAAUUUCUGGUAAAUUCCCCAAGUGCGAAAAUGUGACCGAAUUCCUGGAAAAUCUAAUGGAAAAAACCGACAUGUUGACCGAAUCGAAAGAACGGUUCAAAAUCGAGCAUCCAGAAGUACCACCCAAAUCGGGAUUACUCCAAGGAAUGGACAAGUUCGAUGCUGGAUUCUUCGGGAUUCAUCAUCGCCAAAUCCAGACACUUUAUUUGGGAUUAAGGAAACUCCUGGAAAUCGCCACUGAAUCAAUCAUGGACGCUGGGAUUCAUCCCAAGGAGUUGGAAGGGAGCAAAACGGGAGUUUUUGUGGGGUACUCAUGGAACGACUCCGACGUGGAAAUCCUAGCCAAGGUUACUGGAACCCAACAAUUCGCCAUGACUGGAUUACUCCGUUGCAUGGUUGCCAACCGUCUCAGUUAUUUUUUCAAAUUAAAAGGCCCUAGUUGUGUUUGUGAAACGGCUUGUAGUAGUAGUCUAGUGGCCUUUGACCACGCUGUAAAAUCCCUAAGGAGUGGCCAAUGUGAGAAUGCCAUUGUUGCCACGUGUCAUCUCUUGUUUCAUCCAGCUGUCACAGUACAAUUUUUCCGCUUGGGUGUUUUAAGCCCCGACAGUAAAUGCAAAGUCUUCGACGAGGACGCCAACGGUUAUGUCCGUUCCGAAGCAAUGAGUUGUUUAUUUUUGCAAAAAAGCAAAAACUCGCGACGAAUUUACGCCAAAAUCCUUCAUUCGAAGGAAAACAGCGACGGUUUUAAAUCUGGGGGAAUCACAUUCCCUUCAUCCCCCGUCCAAGGCCAACUCCUGAAGGAGAUGUACGCCGAGAGUGGGAUUAAUCCCUCCCAAUUGAGCUAUUUUGAGGCUCAUGGAACGGCAACUCGUGUCGGCGACGUCGAAGAAGUCAACGCAAUUGAUAACAUUUUAGGACGAAACCGAACCGAACCGCUUCAUAUCGGUUCGGUUAAAUCCAACAUUGGGCAUUCGGAACCCGGUUCAGGACUCUCUUCACUCAUCAAAGUCAUUCUAUGUAUGCAUUCCGGUUAUUUACUCCCCAACAUACACUUUAACCGAGUCAAAAAGGACAUAACCGGAAUCCUCGAAGGUCGGUUAAAGGUUGUAACCGAAAAAACACCACUCGAAAACCAAAACGCAAUUGCUGGGAUUAGUAGUUUCGGGUUUGGUGGGAGUAACUGUCACGUGAUUGUGCAAAGGUGGGGGGAGGAUGUAGCACAAACCGAUCAAACACCAAGACUGGUCUGUGUGAGUGGUAGAACCAAAAAUGCAGUUAGAAGUUUUCUAAAAAUCAAAAAUUUUGACAUUGAAUUUAUCGCUUUGGUUCAUCAAGUUUUCAAACACGAUUUUCCGGAACACCCAUAUCGUGGAUUUGUUAUUUUAACCAAAAACGGGCCCCAAAUCGAUUCAGUUCGGCUCUGUCCUCUUGAAAAAGUACCACUAUUUGUCAGAUUUGGGGUUUUGGAUAAGUGGUACCACGCUGUGGGGCGGUACUUUCUACAAUUUCCAGUUUUUGAACAAACAAUAGAAAAAAUUGGUACUCUUUUGGGCAAUGACAGGAUAAUUGAAACACUAAAAGGGGGCAAAGGUGGGGUCGAAGACCCCACUUUGGUGUCUUCUUGUGUCCAAUUAGGGAUUAUAGACGUACUAAAAGUGCUAAAAAUUGACCCAAAAUUGAUUUGGGACAAUCCCAAAGCAAAAAUCGUGUCACAGUACUACCAAAAUUCGUCACUUGAGACAACUCUAGCCCGGAUCAAGUCCCAAGACACUUCAAACGGUUUCGAGACACUUGAAAUGGUACCACAAGACUCAAUUGUGUGGGAUUUUACCGAUUCAGGACCAUUUGGUGCAAAUCCUGACCUUUUUUUGGAAUUUUUGGGCCGCUUGUAUGAAUGUAAUUAUAACCCACAAGUAUGGAAAUUGUACCCUGAGGUAAAGUUUCCGGUACGUAGAAGUACCCCAUUUUUGUCCCCUUUGAUCAAGUGGAACCAUGAAACGAAAUGGAGUGUCCCCGAAUGUAAAUUACAAGGUGAAUCAUUAACAGUGUCAGUGGCCUUUUCUUUGGAGGAAGAAGCAGAUAAGUAUGUCGAAGGACAUGUGAUUGACGGUCGGAAUUUAUUCCCAGCGACUGGUUAUUUGUACCUAAUUUGGGUCAUUUAUGCCGAAAAUUACCUAACAAGAUCGGCCAAGUUGGCACCAGUGGUUUUCACAAAUUGUAAAUUUAUUCGAGCAACGAUAGUACCAAAAAUCGGGUUUUUGAACCUUGUCAUUUCCAUACAACGAAAAAGUGGGUUUUUUGAAAUUAUGGAAAAUGAUACUAUUGUGGUAACGGGACGAAUUGAGGCUCCUCAAAACUUAAAACCCUUCAAGAGUAACCUAAUGGUUACCGAAGACAAUAACUUGGUUUUUGACCAGUCCGACAUUUACAAAGAGUUACAUUUGAGGGGUUAUGACUACACAGGACUUUUCAAAAAUAUGCUCAAGUGUAACACUGAAGCAACUUGUGGAGUCCUCAAAUGGGACAAUAAUUGGGUGGCUUUCAUGGACACAAUGUUACAAAUUAAAAUCCUCCAGAUGGACACGAGAUACCUUUACGUCCCUGUUGGUAUCAAUAAACUGGUCAUUGACCCGAUUGAACACUUGAAAAUGAUCGGUGACGAAAAAGUGGUACCAGUGAAUGCCUACAAAAGCAACAAUUUGAUCAAAUCUGGAGGAAUUGAAAUUUCGGGUCUCUACGCAAGUCCAAUUUCAAAACGCAAACAGAUUCUUGAACCAGUAUUAGAAAAACACGUUUUUGUCCCAAAUGAGAGUACCAUGGAUUUGGACACAAUCCUAAGGGUCAAUACCCAAAUCAUUCUAGAGAAUACAAUGGAGGAGCAGUUCAAAGCAGUUGAAAUAGUUGAUGAGUUGGUACCAAGUACCCUUCUAAUGCCUUUGAUUUACAAUGCACUCGAGGACGUACCAGUGGUACACCCCGAUUUGAUCAUUUCCACUAAAAGUACCCUCGAGGAGGUACCAGGUGUCAAAAUUGAAAAUUAUAGUGUCUCAAGUGAGAGUAAUUUAUCGCUGAUUGUUGGUACCAAAAUCCUGUCACGUGUGACGGUACUUCAGAAGGUUCUAACCGGUUUGAGUAAAACUGGUUAUAUUUUGAGUCGCGAAGAGAGAGAUUUUAGUACCACUAUCGCAAAUUUAACUCUUGUGACUGUGUUUGGUACUGGGAACGAGAAAUUGGUACUUUUGAAAAAAACCGAACCGGUUGAGGGUCACAAAUUUGUUGAAAUUGAUUCCAAUUUUGGUUGGAUUUCUGAGUUACAGAAAUCUCUUGAUGGUCACACUAGUGUGGUACUUUAUAGUCAGUACCAAGAUUGUGAUGGUACUUUAGGUUUAAUUAAUUGUUUGAGACGUGAACCAGGUGGUAAUAAAAUCACUUGUGUGUUUAUAAUGGACACAGCACCGGUUUUUGACCCUCAAAACCGGUUUUACAGCCAACAAAUUAGUAAAAAUUUGGCUGUUAGUGUUUAUAAAGAGGGUCAUUGGGGGACGUAUCGACAUUUACGGCUUGAGGACUCUAUUGAGGUUUUGAGGGAACACUCAUUUGUUACUUGUGUUUCAAAAGGUGAUCUUUCGAGUCUUAGAUGGGUCCAGGGACCUUUAAUUGUGAAUAAUGACCCAAAUUUGGUGAUAAGUAAUUAUUGUGCUAUCAAUUUUAAAGAUGUUAUGACAGCUACGGCUCGUAUUAAUUUAACCAUUGACAGGAUUAACCAAGAGAAUAUUGAAGGAUUUGAGUUUAGUGGUCACAAAAUGGGUGAAAAAGUGAUGGGGAUUAUUUCAAAUGGUGCUCUCUCGACUUUGAUUACUUCUGAUCCGAAUCUGACUUGGGUGGUACCAAAUGACUGGUCAUUAGAAGAGGCAGCAACGGUACCAGUGGUUUACUCAACUGUUAUUUACGGCCUUUUGAUGCGUUCUAGUCUAAAACCUGGUACUUCAAUUCUGAUUCAUUCUGGUACUGGAGGUGUGGGUCUUGCGGUCGGUUUAGUUGCAAAAAUGCAGAAAGAUAACAAGGAAUUAGUGAUCGGUGGUACUCUUCAACAGAAAAUUUCAAGCUGUCUCAACGUCUUGGACCGAUUUUUGAACCAAGAAAACCCAGUAGUUUCCUCAAUGGUGGUAGCAGAAAAACGCGAUAGGAGACUCGGGAGUGGCAGUGCGGUCGAUGUUGUUGCCACUAUUUUAGGAAUCAAAGAUUUGAAAACCAUCAGUCACCACUCGACUUUAGCCGAACUUGGAAUGGAUUCAAUGAUGAGUACCGAAGUUAUGCAAAUCCUCGAAAAAGAUUUCGAAAUUUUCAUCUCAGCCAAAGAAAUCAGAAAUUUAACCUUCACCAAAUUAAAAGAAAUGGGCAAAACUCUAUCAAACCAAGAACAAAACAAAAAAUUAUCACAAGGAACCAAAACUUUAAUCAAUUAUAUACCCGAAGCUUGUGACGAAACCAUCGUAGAAAUCCCAAGGAUCGAAGGUGUGCUAAAAUUACUCGAUCCCGUAACCAGUAACUUGAAAUCCCGACUUUUGGGAAUCCAAUACUCUUACAAAAACCCCGAAAGUACCAUCCGUGAAACAGCACUUAAAAUUCUACCAUUUAUUGAGCACCAACUACCCGAGAAGAAAUUCAAUUUUCUUGGGUACUCAUUUGGGGCUUUGGUGGCGCUAGAAAUCGCCCAAAUGCUUGAAACGAAGGGCUUUAUCGGGAAAAUUGUUCUAAUUGAUGGUUCCCCUCACUACACCAAAGAAUCGAUCUUGCAUUUUGCUCCAGGAGAAACCGAAGCUGAGAUCGAGACAAUGCUUCUUUAUAAUAUUCUAGGAACGGUACUACCAAUCGAAAUACUGGAAAAAUCCAAAACUGAUUUAAUUAAAUGUUCAAAUUUUGAUGAACGGAUCAAUAAAGCCCGUGCUUUGAUUCCUGAAGAGUUGACAGAUAAGCAAAAAUUGGAAAAACAAGCAGCUGUCACACUCCAACAAAGAUUUAAAUCAAUUCGUUGUUACACUUUUAGUGGGAAAAAAAUCAAAUCUUUUGUCAAGUUGUACAAACCGGAGAUUCCCCUAGUCAGUGGUGUGGAUGAUGAUUACAAGUUGGCACAACUGUGUGACAAUCAAAUUGAAAUUAUGACAGUUGGAGGCGAUCAUAUGACUAUGCUACAACAAAGCGAACUAAUUAAUGACUUGAAUAAAAUUUUUGAAGAUCCCAUCGCAAUGUUUCAAACACCCAUCGUCUGGCCCAAUGUGGUACUUUUCACCCUUUAUCAUAUUAUAGCCCUUCAAGGGUUGUACUACAUUGCAACUUUGAAAACUAACUUGAGAACUUUAAUUUGGGCCGGACAAGGGAUCACGUCUGGGGUUCACCGUUUAUGGGCCCAUAAGUCAUACAAAGCUAAACUUCCUCUCCGACUUUUUCUAUGUCUAUGUCAGACCAUAAGUUUCCAAAACUCGAUUUAUGAAUGGGCACGUGACCACCGCGCCCAUCACAAGUUUAGUGACACCGAUGCUGAUCCACAUAACAUCAACCGUGGAUUUUUUUUCGCCCAUAUGGGUUGGUUACUAGUACGCAAACACCCACAAGUUAAAAUAAAGGGUCAAUUGAUUGAUUUGAGUGAUUUAGAAAGUGAUUCAGUGGUACAAUUCCAGAGAAAGUACUACCAUGUUUUAGCCCCGAUUUGUUGUUUUGUGGUACCGACAAUUGUACCAUGGUACUUGUGGGAGGAAAAUUUUUAUACAAGUUUUUGUGUUUGUAUGUUGAGAUAUUUGAUGAGUCUCCAUUUUACUUGGUUGGUCAAUAGUGCGGCCCAUAUGUGGGGGUAUAAACCCUACGAUAGGUCGAUUAAACCAUCUGAAAAUCGUGUCGUUGCAAAGUUAACCAUGGGUGAAGGUUGGCACAAUUACCAUCAUACUUUCCCAUGGGAUUAUAAAGCUGCGGAAUUAGACACUUACAAUGCUUUGGUAAACAUUUUCCAUCCAAUUACGAUGCAAACCCAAAGCAGUGAGAAUUUCAAAUACGGCCAAUGGCUUUCAUCACCCCCUCAGGGCGAGGAAGUCGUCAUAACAGGUAUUUCUGGACGAUUCCCGGCCAGUCGCAACCUGGAAGAGUUCCGAAACAACAUCUACAAUAAAAAGGACAUGAUUUCCAAAGCGGACAAACGUUGGAUUUGCAAAAAUGAGGAAAUCCCUAAAGAGGCAGGGAUUAUCCCCGAUCUUACCCUUAUCGAUGCUGGAUCAUUUGGGAUUCAAUACGAACAAACAAAAAACCUAGAUCCGGUUUUAGGGAAUUUCCUCGAAGUGGCAAUUGAGGCGAUUUUGGACGCUGGGAUGAAUCCCAAAGAUUUGGAAGGGAGUAAAACUGGGGUGUUUGUGGGGUAUUCAUGGUCGGAAACUGAGGCCAUUUUAGGGGAUAAUACCGAAAAGAAUCGAAGAUAUUUGACUAGUUGCAUGAGGAGUUUUAUACCGAACAGAUUGAGUUAUUUUUUGAAAUUGAAAGGACCAAGUGUUAUUAUUGAUACAGCUUGUAGUAGUUCACUUAAUGCCCUAGAACUUGCUUUCAAGGCUAUAAGAAGUGGGCAAUGUGAAAAUGCCCUAGUUGGAGUGUUUGAUCAAGAUGCCAGUGGUUACGUGAGGAGUGAAACAGUUGCUUGUAUCGUCCUCCAAAAAUCGAAAAAUGCCAAAAGAAUCUAUUCUCAAAUAAUUCAUGGUAAAGUCAACAGUGAUGGUUUCAAAGAGGAAGGAAUACAUUUCCCCUCAAUGACGAUGCAAACCAAACUCCUCGAAGAAGUUUUGCUCGAAAGUGGAGUUUCAUCGUCUCAAUUCUCCUACUUGGAGAUGCACGGGACUGGUACCAAAGUUGGCGAUGUUGUGGAAGUUACAGCUUUGGACAAUGCCCUUUUACGAACCAAAACUUUACUAAUCGGUUCGGUUAAGUCGAAUUUAGGGCAUGCUGAACCCGGUUCUGGUAUGGCAUCGAUCAUCAAAGCAAUCCUAGCGAUGGAGGAAGACCAAGUUGCACCAAACAUCAACCUCAAAACGGUUAAACCGGAUUUGGUACCAAUCUAUGAGAAAAAAUUUCAAGUUGUAACCGAUGUAACUCCACUUCCUGCCACUCAAAAUUACUACAUUGGAGUCAACAAUUUUGGUUUUGGAGGAAACAACUGUCAUGUUAUCCUCAAAUCGAUGACCAAGAAGAGGAAAUUUCCAGAUUUUGAUUUUCCACGACUUGUUUGUGUCAGUGGUAGAACUGAGGAAGCGGUUAGAGUGAUUUUGAGUGGUACCAAAUACAAUCCCGAGUUGUUCACAUUGUUUGAGCAAAUUUUCUACAAACCAAUUUCGAGUCAUUUGUACCGGGGAUUUGGCAUUUUCACCAAAAGUGGUACCAAAGAAGUGGCAUUUGAACCAAUUGUGGACAAGUCAGUGCAAUUUUGCAUCAAUUUUGGGAAAUUCGAAAUAUCAUACACGAAACUUGCAGACUACUUUAUGAAUUUCCCAGUUUUCAAGAAAACUUUUCUAUUGGUUAAUGACUUAAUUUCGGGUCAGAAUGGUCCAAUUCUGGGUCAAAUUUCCUUCGGUCUUGGUCUCAUCGAAACUGUCAAGGAUUUGGGUCUGGAACCCGUGGCCACUUGGGAUAAUUCAGUGGGGAAACUCCUUUCUGGGUACUUGGAGGGGAGUUUGACCAUCAAGGAGGUUAUCGAAGGGUCCACCAAUGGUAUUUUCCCAAUUUUGAAAAACCCGAAAUUGGAACGUUACUUGAAACACUUGGAAUUGAAUCGAAACGUUCCAUUUGGUCGAAAUUCGGUGGUUUUGGACGUUUCAGAUUCCGGUUUGGGUCAGAACCCUGAUGGGUUUUUAUCGAUUUUGGGCCGUUUGUACCUACAAGGGUACGAUUUAGACCUGCGUGGGUUGUACCCAAAAGUCGAGUUUCCGGUCAGUCGGGGUACCCCGAUGAUUUCGCCGUUGGUCAAGUGGUAUCAGAAAUCCUUCUAUAGUACCAUCUAUGGAGAUGUCAAAUCUGGGUUGGAUUAUAACUGGGUUAUGGAUGAAACUACCACUUAUUUAGACGGUCAUGUGAUCGAUGGGCGAAAUUUGUUCCCAGCAACUGGAUAUUUGAACAUAGUUUGGGAGUAUUUAGCCAAACAGUUAUCAAUGACUACUGAUUAUCUCCCAGUGGUUUUUGAAAAUUGCAAAUUUGUAAGAGCGACAACAAUUAGUGAUAAUUUCCUCUCCUUCUCAGUUUCGGUUCAAAAAAAUGGAGAUUUUGAAGUGAUGGCCAAUGAGAGUGUUGUUGUCACAGGACGUGUGUCCAUUCCUGAAACAGUCAAUUUGACUAAUUUGCCUCGUUUGGACUUGGAAAAUGAUCCAAAAAUGGUUUUGGACGAGUCUGAAAUUUACAAAGAGUUGCAUUUGCGUGGUUAUAAUUACACAGGAUUGUUCAAAGGAAUUGUUAAAUGUAAUGUUGAUGGUUCUGCUGGGUUAAUUCGAUGGGAGAAUAAUUGGGUCAGUUUUAUGGAUAAAAUGCUCCAAAUGAAAAUCCUUGAAAUGGAUUCGAGACUUUUGUAUGUCCCAAUUGGGAUCAGGAAAAUUUUAAUUGAUCCUAGAAAACAUUUAGAGGAGCAAGGACCAGUUAUGAGAGUUUCAUCAUACCGGGAUUGCAACGUUUUAAAAUGUGGUGGAAUUGAAAUUAGUGGACUUGAAGCAAGUCCAAUUUCGCGUCGCAAAGCGACUCUCGAGCCGGUCCUGGAAACAAAUAUUUUCAUCCCUAAUGAUUUUAGCACGGAUUUGAGUCAAUCAAUCCGGAUUAACACCCAAAUCAUCCUCGAGGAAUCCCUUGAUAAUAAUUUUAAAGCGUUAGAACUUCAUGACGAAUCUUCUCUUGAUUCAUUUGUGAUGCCUUUGGUGUUCAAUGCCCUUGAAGAUAUCCCUUUGGUGCAACCAAAUUUGGUUAUUUCGACCAAAAAAGAGAUCGAGGAAAUCCCCGGUGUGAAAAUCGAAGAUCACGCACUUUCCCCUUCGAGCAAUUUUCUUCUAAUUGUUGGGUCAAAAUUACUCCAAAGUGCGACUGUUCUUAAUCAAGUUUUGGCUGCUUUGAGUCCCAAUGGGUUUGUUUUGAGUCGCGAAAAUUUGGACUACGUGGUCGGUUUAGUUGCGAAAAUGCAGAAAGAUAACAAGGAAUUAGUGAUCGGUGGUACUCUUCAACAGAAAAUUUCGAGCUGUCUCAAUGUCUUGGACCGAUUAUUGAACCAAGAGGAACCAAUAGUAUCCUCAAUGGUAGUGGCAGAAAAACGCGAUAAGAGAAUCGGGGGUGAAAAUCCUCUCGACGUCGUUGCAACUCUUUUAGGUAUCAAAGACAUGAAAACAAUUAGUCAACAAUCAACUCUAUCCGAACUUGGAAUGGACUCAAUGAUGGUAAACGAAAUUUUGCAAACAUUGGAAAAAGAAUUCGAGAUUUUUAUCACACCAAAAGAACUCCGAAAUUUAACAAUUGCAAAACUGAGCGAAUUAGGAAACGAAAAAUCAACAACAAUAAAACAAGACCAAAAAACAAAUCAAAAUCUAGAACAAAUGCUUCCAGAAAACACAACUGAUCCUAUAAUUAAAUUACCAAGUCUAGUAAAACCAAGUGAGAAAGCCGUCAAAAUUUUUGUUCUACCUGGCAUUGAAGGGGCCUUGAAACUACUAGAACCCCUAACCAAAAAUUUGAAUGCCCAUGUUUUGGGUUUGCAAUACAUUGUGCAAAAUUGUGACACAAUUCGAAAAAUAGCACUGGAAUUACUACCGGUAAUUGAAACGAAUUUAGAAGUUCCGUGCAAUGUGACAAUGCAAGACGAAAACUUCCAUUUCGGUCGAUGGUUAUCGACGCCGCCUGCGGGCGAAGAAGUUGUCAUUACGGGAAUUUCGGGACAAUUCCCCAAAUCCCGAAACGUGAAACAAUUCCGGGACAAUUUAGUCAACAAAAAAUCAAUGCUUUCCAAAGUUGAAGAACGCUGGGUUGAGAAACACACCGAACUUCCGCCAACUGCUGGCUUCCUUCCCGACAUCACAAAACUCGAUUUGGGAUUUUUCGGGAUCCAUUGGAGACAAUCCCAGAAUAUGGAUCCCACGCUGAGGGGGUUCCUCGAGGUUAGUUUGGAGGCGAUCCUGGAUGCGGGAUUGCAUCCCGACGAAUUGAAAGGAACCAAAACCGGGGUUUUUGUGGGGUACUCAUGGUCGGACGUGGUAUGGGCAUCUUUGAAGAGUAUCGACCAACCACAAACUUUCGGAGUUACAGGUUGCGAGCGUUCGUUUAUCCCACGAAGAGUUAGUUAUUUUUUGAAACUCAAAGGACCAAGUUAUGUUGUCGAUACUGCUUGUAGUAGCUCACUCAGUGCCCUAGAUCAUGCCUUCAAGGCUAUAAGAAGUGGGCAAUGCGAUAAUGCCCUAGUUGGUGGCUGCAAUUUAACAAUGAAACUAAGGACAACUCUACAAUUUGCACGUUUUGGCGUUUUGAGUAAAGAAGGACGUUGCAAAGUGUUUGAUCAAGAUGCUGAUGGUUAUGUUCGGAGUGAAACAAUUGCUUGUGUUUUUCUACAAAAGGCGAAAAKUGCCCGACGAAUUUAUGCCAAAAUCAUACAUUCGAAAUCGAACCAUGAUGGGUUCAAAAACGAAGGAAUUUUCUURCCUUCGUCUGAAAUGCAGAGCAAACUACUCAAAGAAAUGUACCAUGAGAGUACCAUUGACCCGUCGCGUCUGACCUAUAUGGAAUUUCARGGUACCGGUACCAAAGUGGGUGAUUUAGAAGAGGUCCAAGCUGUGGAUAAUGCCAUUUGUACCAAACGCAAAAAACCAUUGUAUAUAGGAGGUGUCAAAUCUAAUAUAGGUCACGCAGAACCGGCUUCAGGUAUAGCAGGCCUCAUUAAAGUACUAAUAGAAAUGGAGGAAGAAAUUCUCAUUCCCAACAUUAACUUAAAAAAAAUUAAAACCGGAAUGGUUCCAUUAGAAGAAGGAAGAAUGAAAGUUGUAACAGAAGUAACACCGUUUCAAAGUCAUGAUACCAUAAUGAGUGUCAGUAAUUUUGGUUUUGGUGGUACCAACUGUCACGUCAUUCUUGAAAGAGUGUCAGAACSAAAAACACGUUUCGAAGAUAACAUCCCACGCUUGGUUUGUGUGAGUGGUAGAACUGAAGAAAGUGUGAAGACAAUUCUAGACAAUUUGGUACCACUCAACUGUGAAUUUGUCGGGUUAUUGCACCAAAUUUUCAAAAAACACUUUACGAACCAUUUGUUUCGUGGGUACUCAAUUGUGACCAAAAAUGGUACCCUUGCUACUUCAAUUGGAGAAAAUUUAAAUCAAUCGAUGUUUUAUGUCAAUUUUGGGUGUUUUGACAAGUUGUACCAACCCGUGGGGCAGUAUUUUUUACAAUUCCCUGGUUUUCAAAAUUCAAUGCAUCGAAAAACCGGUGAAGGGGUCUUAGGGGGCGUCGCAGUUCAAAUKGGAGUUGUUGAGACUCUAAAAGAAGUAGGUCUUGACCCAAUUAUGACCUUCACUGAUUUAACAGGAAAACAAACUUGUGACUAUUUCGACCAAAAUUUAACACUUAAAGAAGUGAUUCUUCAAACACUUAAUUCCAAUGUUUCAAAUUCAGUUCUCUCGAAUCCGAAAAAGGCCAGACAUCAAGGAAAACCCCCAAAAUUUGAAAAUUUAAACACACUUUCGCGAAAUUCCAUCAUUUUGAAUCUGUCUAAUUCAAACGAGACGUUUAAUUUUUUGCAAAUUUUGGGCAAAUUYUUCAACCAAGGACACAACCUUCAACUCGAUAAAUUGUACCCAGAAGUGGUGUUUCCAGUUGGUCGAAAUACACCCAUGAUUGCACCAUUGAUCAAAUGGAAUCAUACCAAGAGUUGGAAGGUUGACUUAUUUGCACAAUCUGAUGAAAUUGGAAAUAUGGACUAUGAUGUGAGAUUAGCUGAUGAGAAUCUUUAUCUAGCAGGCCAUGUAAUCGAUGGGCGAAAUUUAUUCCCAGCAACUGGAUAUUUAAAUAUAGUUUGGGAAUUGAUCGCAAAAGAGAGAAAUACUUUCCCGAUUUAUCUCCCGAUUGUUUUCGAAAAUUGCAAAUUUGUGAGGGCCACAACAAUACCCAAAAAUGGGUUUAUCCCAUUUUCGGUUUCAUUGCAAAAAAGUGGAGUUUUUGAAAUUACCGAAAAUGCGAAUCUUGUGGUCACAGGACGAGUUUACACUCCUCCUGUGAUAAGUUUCACCAAUUUACCAGAAUUGAAAUUGAGGAAUGAUUCAAAAGAAAUUUUGGAUGAAUCUGAUGUUUAUAAAGAGUUGCAUUUGCGUGGUUAUAAUUACACAGGAUUGUUCAAAGGAAUUGUUAAAUGUAAUGUCGAUGGUUCUGCUGGGUUGGUUCGAUGGGAGAAUAAUUGGGUCAGUUUUAUGGAUAAAAUGCUUCAAAUGAAGUUACUUGAUUUGGAUUCGAGACUUUUAUUCGUUCCAAUUGGAGUCGAUCGAAUUUCAAUUGAUCCAAUCAAACAUUUGCAAAAUGUUACUGAUGAGGAAACUCUUCUCCAAGAUUGUUUCAGGUGUGGAGGAAUUGAAAUUCGUGGACUUCAUGCUAGACCGAUUUCGCGUCGCAAAGCGACUCUCGAGCCGGUCCUGGAAACAAAUAUAUUCAUCCCUAAUGAUUUUAGCACGGAUUUGAGUCAAUCAAUCCGGAUUAACACRCAAAUCAUCCUCGAGGAAUCYCACGAAAAAAAUUUUAAAGCGUUAGAAAUCCACGACGAAUUUUCUUUUGAUUCAUUUGUGAUGCCUUUGGUGUUCAAUACCCUUGAAGAUGUCCCUUUGGUGCAACCAAAUUUGGUUAUUUCGACCAAAAAAGAGAURGAGGAAAUCCCCGGUGUGAAAAUCGAGGCUAACACACUUUCCCCUUCGAGUAAUUUUCUCCUAAUUGUUGGGUCAAAAUUAUUCCAAAGAGCGACUGUUCUUAAUCAAGUUUUGGGUGCUUUGAGUCCCAAUGGGUUUGUUUUGAGUCGCGAAAAUUUGGACUACGUGGUCGGUUUAGUUGCGAAAAUGCAGAAAGAUAACAAGGAAUUAGUGAUCGGUGGUACUCUUCAACAGAAAAUUUCGAGCUGUCUCAACGUCUUGGACCGAUUAUUGAACCAAGAGGAACCAAUAGUGUCCUCAAUGGUAGUGGCAGAAAAACGCGAUAAAAGAAUCAGAGGUGAAACACCAGUCGAUGCAGUUUGUGCCAUUUUAGGCAUUCAAGACAUGAAAACAAUAAACCAACAAUCAACUUUAUCCGAACUUGGAAUGGACUCAAUUCUAGGAAGCGAAAUUUUACAAACAUUAGAAAAAGACUUUGAUAUUUUUAUUCCACCAAAAGAUUUAAGAAAUAUGACGUUUGCAAAAUUGGUCGAUCUCCAAAGCCAAAAAAACACCAAAACUCAAAUCGAAAAAAUCGAUCAAGGCACUAAAGCCCUAAUUCAGUUUGUACCAGAUAGUGGUUCCGAAGAUUUACCUUUUAUCAAACUCCAAAGUUUGGCAAAUGAAAAUCAACAAGUCCCAACAAUUUUCGUAUUACCAGGAAUUGAAGGUGUGGUCAAAUUAGUUGAACCUUUGAGUCAAAAACUCAAAGCUGACGUUUUUGGACUCCAAUAUUCUUUUAAAAAUCCCGAGGACUCAGUCCAAGAAAUUGCGUUUAAAAUUCUUCCGCAUGUGAAACAACUACUAAAAGAGGAGAAAAACUUCACUUUUAUUGCAUACUCAUUCGGGGUACUUGUUGCCAUUGAACUGGUCUCUCUCCUCGAAGAAGAAAAUUAUUCCGGGAGAAUUUUCGCAAUUGAUGGGGCCCCUAAAUACCUGAAAACGUCAAUUUUACAGCAAAUUUCCGGAACCAACGAAACUGAAUUUGAAACUUUCAUCAUUUACACAGUUUUAGCUCAUUUCCUUCCAGUUGAAUUUCUAGAUAAACACAAAGAGAAGUUAUUAAGUUGUGAGAAUUUUAAUGAGAGGAUUGAAACGGCAACUACUUUGGUACCACCCGAGUUAUUAAAAAAUGAAAAAAUGGACAAACAAGCUUUGAUCACUUUCCAUAAACGAUACAAGGCAAUUCGUGAAUACCAAACACAGAAAAGGAAACUUCAAUCAGUGAUGAAACUCUACAAAGCGGAAUUUCCACUAGUCGAAAAUAUGGAAGAAGAUUACAAUUUGGCGGAAUUUUGUCAAGAAAAAGUCCAAGUGUUGAGUUUAAAAGGAAAUCAUUUCACAAUUGUUGAACAAAAUGAACUUGCUGAAGACAUCACUAAAGAAUUGGAGCUUUGAGAGAUUUAAAAUCUUAAAACUGUAUUCUCUAAGUUUAAAAAUAAAGCAAUUUUGUUAAAUUA